AUGCUGUACCGCAGUAAGCAGCGCGGGUUCCUCGAGCUCGACCUCCUCGUGGGCAAGUGGGCCGAGCGCAACCUGGACGAGUUGCCAGAGGACGAGCUGAUCGACAUGGAGAACCUGCUCGCGGAGGAAAACCCGGACCUGUGGAAGUGGCUGAGCAGUCAGUCCCCAGCGCCGCAGGACGUGCUGCACAACCGCGUGUUCAAGCGCAUCAAGGCCGAGGUCGACGCGGACCUCAGCAAGCACGACCCCGCCACGCGGGCCGCGCGCGGCGCCGAGUGGGUGCGCGGGUGGGAGGAUGUCAAGCGCUGGCGCAAUGAAGGGAACCAGUAG
This is a messenger RNA of Pedinophyceae sp. YPF-701, 330 nucleotides long. NCBI's taxonomy places the organism in Eukaryota, Viridiplantae, Chlorophyta, Pedinophyceae. The record is from the annotation of a GenBank genome assembly.